GGCGCCUCGCUGGUCGCGGGGUGGGCCAUGGAGACCGCGCGCAAGGCGCUGAUGGUGGGCAUCCUUCUGGGCGCGGGGGCUUGCGUGGGCUCCACGCUCUUCGUUCUUGUCACUCCGGGCGAGCAGCGGAAGCAGGCGAUGCUGAAGGAGAUGCCGGAGCAGGACGCGCGGCGCAGGGACGAGUCGACCAGGACCAAUCAGUUAGUGCUGGCCACUCUGCAGCAGGCGGCGGCCACGCAGGAGAACGUGGCCUGGAGGAAGAACUGGAUGGGGGGCGGCGGCGGCGGGAGAUCUGCGUGAGCCCUGAGCUGCCCGGAGGGCGCUGAGACCUCUGCUCCCGUGCAGAAGUGCGAGGCGGUCUUUUCUCCUGCGAGAGCCCAUCCGGGAGUCCGGACUCUGCUUGCCGCGCCCUGCCUCGCCGGGGCUGGGGUAGCUGCCGCUGAAUAAGCACCUUCCCCCCAAACCCUGCACUGACUGCGCCUAAAUGUCCACGUCUUGGACCUAGACAACGGAUGUGGCGAACUGCAGGAACUAAUAAAAAUGCCCUCUCAUCCGGAGAGUGAACCCUACGGUGGGACAUUUCUAAAUGCCUGCAGUUUUCCCGGGGUCGGUGCGGUGCUUGGGGAUGCCUGCGGCUACCACCCACCCUGCCCUCCACGAGAGGCUGAAGCCCACAGAGCCUUGUGGUCUGUAAGUUUGAGUGUACUUCCGGGGAUAACCGAGCGACAUUCUUGAAAUACAACUCCCCUGAAAAACCGUGUCACAGCAGGUGCCCACGGAGGACACCUUGGGUUCCUGUCCUUAAGUGAGGUUGGAGAGGGACUUUUGAGCACAGGCCAUGAUGCCAGCUGUGGCUUUUGUGUGUGUGUGAGCCCCUCGCCGGCGGCUGGGGAACCAACCGGCACUGCAGAGGCUGCGCGCAACCUCGCAGCCCAGCGCUCAACCGCUGCGCCACCAGGGGGGGGACCAGCUGUGGCUGUUUUUUAAUCACUUAUGAUUCAACAGGCUCAGAGAGGGGACUUGUUCUGAGGAGUGAAGGGAGGCAGCUUGGGGUCAGAUCUUGAUUCAACUGGUGUUCCAAGUCCUCUGAGCCUCAGUCCUGCUCUAUCAUAGGUGAGAAUUAGGCACGUAAGGCUCUGCACCAUCUGGCACUAAGCAGCAGCCUCUCAGUAAAUGUAAUGGGUUCUUUUCCCUCCAAGUUUUCACUCUUCCUUUCCACUCUGAAUUGUCGUUAAGUCUUGGAGAUGCUAUUGAGGGAGAUAAAGCUAUCAGCAGGGUUGCAGACCUGCCCCAAGUCAAUCAAUUCACCUCUUCCUCUCUUGUUAUAUUGUGAUUCCAAGCAAGACUGCAAUGGGCACAGGGGGACAAGGCCGCUGUUAUUAAAUGAAGCCAGAACACUGAGAUGGGAAACCAGGUAUGAACCAUGGGUGCUCUUGAAAACCCAAAAGCCAUGGGUGCUGGGUGAUGAAAUCAUGAUUUGAGCACAUUUGUUAUGUAUGAUCUUUACAGUCACAGUGACUCUCCGCACCUGGGAACAAAAGGAAAGAGGUCAGCAGCUGCUUGAGGGAAGACCAGGAGGAGGUGAUGGACAGUAGCCAGGAGCCCUACAGCCAGGCUCCUGUUUUCAUCUGAGCAAGUCAUAGGCUUUGGUGUCCCGGUCUCCAAAAUGGGGACAACUGCACUUGAACCUGGAUAUUAGUGCCUUCAUGUCAGCUAACACUCAAAGCACUUCAAACUGUGCGGUGCAUAUCAAGUGCUCAUACUGUUUAGUGCAGAACAGAGAAGUUGUAAAGGCCACCUUAAAGUCUCAAUGUUCAUGAAUGGCCACCACUAAAAAAAUCUUAGUAGCUAAUACUCUGGGGGCCUGUUAGGGGACAGGAACUGUGCUAAUUAAUAGCACAGCAUUCUGUGCCCCCACAACCCUGUCAACAGGUACUAUUAUCCUAUUUUACUGAAAAAGAAACUAAGCUUAAAGAAGUCAAGGCCACAGCUAGUCAGGAUUUGGGGUCCCUCUGAGAAAUACAAGGUGUAUCCAAUGUGGGGAUUACCCCCCCACACUCCCAACCUCCCAAGCAACUAAUCAGACCCAGAGAUGAGAAACUCUGAUGGAAAUUUAAGGAUAGAGUCAAAUUUAAAAACCUUCCCUUUAGCUUCUCUGCCUUAGUUUUGUCCCUCCUAGCCACUCAGGAAAGGAGUCAGGCACAUACAGAACUGAGAGGGUCUAUUUAUUAGGAAGGAGAUGUCAGUGCUUUAACAAAGAUGAAGAGGUCAGAGAGGGAUGGUGGAAAAAAGGCCUCUCAGCUGGGACAUUUCUUGGCCACAAUGAGGACAGCAGAAGGCACAAGUCCUGAAGACAGAAGAAAGCAGCUGUGAGCCAUAAACAUAUGUCCUUUUUUGCACACACCGGCCCCCCCUCCCCAUCCCGAUUCCUGACCUCACACCAUCUCCAUGAAGUCCCUUCUCUUAGUAACCCUUCUUUUCUCAGGCAUGUCCCUCUACCCCCAAGUUCUGUUUCCGGUCCCACACGUCAUACCCAGCUCCUGCAGAGGCCGCUCCAUGUCGGCCUCUGAGAAGGCCCGCCGGGGGAAGCCACUGAGCAACU
Messenger RNA from Talpa occidentalis (Iberian mole), 2602 nucleotides. Its product is annotated as ubiquinol-cytochrome-c reductase complex assembly factor 3. Gene Ontology annotation, biological process: mitochondrial electron transport, ubiquinol to cytochrome c; mitochondrial respiratory chain complex III assembly. The record is from RefSeq and is a predicted model, not a curated record. The transcript is spliced from 2 exons. Bases 28 to 300 code for a protein of 90 amino acids. Gene Ontology annotation, cellular component: mitochondrial inner membrane. NCBI's taxonomy places the organism in Eukaryota, Metazoa, Chordata, Mammalia, Eulipotyphla, Talpidae.